GUUCAUCUUCCUCCUCCCCCGCUGCUUGUAACCCUCUAGCUCACUCGCAGACAGCACAAAGCGACACGCAGGCUCUCUGCAUAAGGAGGGUGAGAAGAGGAAACAAAAAAAGGAUAGACGCACGUGGGGGGUAAGGAGUUAACAUGCGAGUGUGUGAAUCAGAGAGGAACGACGAGAGGAAACAAGGAACUGUAUGGAAGCAGAGGAGAGGCUGGAUGAAUGGAGACUUGUGAGGCUGAUGCAUCAUCCGCAGACGACUCAUACCUAUGCACUGCUGUUUGGAUUUACACAACAACAAAAAGCAAGGACACUGAAAGGACCGGAGGCUGCAGCUAACUGUCAACUUGUGUUUCUUCAUUCGCUUCAACCAUAAGCAAAAUCAGCAGCGCAGCACCGUUAGCAUCGAGCCUCCGGGGACAAUGCGCCAAGGCAGAUGGAGAGGCUGCAACACAGGAGCUCUCACACAUGUUCUGCCCAUGCACGCAUGCACAAAUACACUUGUGCAUGAAUGUGGUGGAUAGCUACCAAUGCGUAGAAGGGAACACAUUUUUUUCUGAGGAUGAGCAGCAUGAUGAUUUGGGUUAAAAGAAGAGGACAAAUGGUCACGUCUUAAAGAGGGAAAUAAAAGAGGAACUGAAUAUUCAAGACCUAGCAGUAAGCGAUGAUGAUUUGGACAAAAUCAUGGUAGGAUCAGUGACCAAAAGAGCCAUCAGUGUGAGAGGACAAUAAUUCAUCUCAUUCUGGAAUGAUGCAUGCCGCAAAUAGAAGAGUACUCAAAUUAAAAUGGGCAAUCACAAAAGAUGCACCUUUACAAAAGACUUGCAUCUUACUGCUGGCGUGUUCGGCAACAACAACAACAAAAACAACAACAAACACAAAGUGCAUUGUUAAGCUGGCUGCAGGCUUCAGUUCCUUAGACAACCCAUCAAAUAUACCCACUCUGCCAACAGAACCAAAGGCCGGGUCAGAAGUUGCAAGUUUGUCUACUGCCUGAGUGGAUCAGUCCUGCUUUAACAAUGCAAUGGAAACGACGCCACUGCUGUUCCUACACAGCAUAUUUUUUCUUUCUCCUUUCACUUUUGGGUGUUCUGCUUGUUUUUGUCAACCAGGUGUGUCAGCCUAGACUCAUAGGUAUAUCAUGGUCGAGUCUGCACCCUGUGGUAUAUGGAGGAGGUGAACUUCAUGCCACAAAAGCAAAACUAAAUAUGAGCAGCAAAAUGUCAGCGUGGAGGCUGGUCAUUAUUCCUCAGUCAACUGUCAGGGCUGGUGUUAAUGACAGCUCACAGGAGAGGGAAAUUGUCCCCUCUCCUCGAGUAGAGCCAAACAUUGAGAACAACUUGCCGGUCAGUGCAGAGGGAGAAAACAGUGGCACCAUAAACCCUGGCCCUUUCACUUAUAUCAUCAAUGAGCCAAACAAAUGUGAAGACGGCAAACGGUCAACAUUUCUGGUGAUGCUGAUAACCACUGAAGCUCGGCAGGUGGAGGCAAGAAAUGCCAUUCGGCAGACAUGGGCAAAUGAGAGUGUGGCCCCAACUCUGGGAUUCAUUCGGCUCUUUCUGCUGGGAAGAAAUACAGGAGAGCUGGGACUUUUACAGCAGAGGAUGCUGGAAGCAGAGAGCCGGAGGUAUCACGACAUCAUCCAGCAGGACUUCAGAGAUAGCUACAAUAACCUGACCAUCAAGACGUUGACAGGGUUGAACUGGGUGGCAAUGCACUGCCCACAGGCCAGCUAUGUCAUGAAGACAGACAGUGACAUGUUUGUCAACACGGAGUACCUCAUUUACAAGCUACUCCGGCCAGAAAUUAAGCCUAAGACAAACUACUUCACAGGAAAUAAUAUGAGGAACUUUUCACCCAAUAGAAACAAAAACAGUAAGUGGUACAUGUCCCCAGAGCUGUACCCAGGUGACAGGUAUCCAACCUUCUGCUCUGGGACAGGUUAUGUCUUCUCUGGAGACUUGGCGACAAAAAUCUACAGAGCAUCGUUAAGUAUCCCUCGUCUUCAUCUGGAGGAUGUUUAUAUGGGGAUAUGUCUGGCAAAACUUGGAAUAGAGCCCACUCCUCCAUCCAAUGCAUUCCUAUUUAACCACUGGCGGGUGUCUUAUUCCAGCUGUAAGUACAGCCAUCUGAUUACAUCACAUGGCUUUCAUCCCAAUGAAAUACUGAAAUACUGGCAUCACCUGCAGAGCACCAAAAACAAUGCCUGCAUUAACAUAAUCAAAACGAGACAGAGCAGGAUGCAUGGAAACAGAGUGCACAAAGAGAAACCAGUCCCAUAACUCAUGAUGUUAUGGUCAAAUUCUACUCAUCACAACAGAUUGAUAUCUCAGCAGAGAUACUUUCUUAUGUACACAAGAAAUUCUGCAUUAACAGUGAAAAUGAGUGAUCCAAAAUGGUUGUACAUUUUGCAUAGAAGAGACAAUGUUCAUCAGUGUUUUAAAAAUAAAGAACUAUUUUUUGG
This is a messenger RNA of Notolabrus celidotus (New Zealand spotty), 2461 nucleotides long. Its product is annotated as beta-1,3-galactosyltransferase 2-like. The transcript has 2 exons. Gene Ontology annotation, cellular component: membrane. NCBI's taxonomy places the organism in Eukaryota, Metazoa, Chordata, Actinopteri, Labriformes, Labridae. The record is from RefSeq and is a predicted model, not a curated record. Gene Ontology annotation, molecular function: N-acetyl-beta-D-glucosaminide beta-(1,3)-galactosyltransferase activity. The coding region runs from base 1017 to 2279 and encodes 420 amino acids.